Messenger RNA from Stereum hirsutum FP-91666 SS1, 1419 nucleotides. Its product is annotated as t-SNARE. Gene Ontology annotation, molecular function: SNAP receptor activity; SNARE binding. The transcript is spliced from 7 exons. Lineage: Eukaryota; Fungi; Basidiomycota; Agaricomycetes; Russulales; Stereaceae. The record is from RefSeq and is a predicted model, not a curated record. Gene Ontology annotation, biological process: intracellular protein transport; exocytosis; vesicle fusion. The coding region runs from base 357 to 1289 and encodes 310 amino acids. Gene Ontology annotation, cellular component: endomembrane system; plasma membrane; SNARE complex.
UAAAAUAGUACCAGCUUAUGCCUAUCCAUCAACAUGGUGCACUGCGGACGAUGCUCUGCACGGUGAAGCGAUGCCGUUGUGUACAGAUACUACGUACUCUCUGAGGGAGGGAUACCCCAAGGCUAUUCGGGGCGCUGCUGGUGGUGUGUUGAUCGCAUCGUUUUGGCAUGCUGACUGUCAGGAUAUAUGACUGAUAUAUAUAAAGGCUGCCUGGUGCCCACGCUCAAUUGAGCGACGUCGGCGCUCCCUCUCUCUAUCACUGCCUCUUACGCCAGCUGGCGGUCUGUUAUUGCUCAUCGCUCACGAACGAAAAGAACUGCGUUUACGCUCUUCUUUAUAGCUAGUACCUUCAGAAGAUGGCGCACGACCGCCUUGCACAACUCAGGUCUCAGCGUAGCGCAGGCGGUAUGUCUCCCACGAGCGCAGAACAAUACGAGAUGAACGUACCGAUGCUUCACAAUCCCGGUGGAAACCUACAGACAAUGGGGCUCUUCAAUGCUGAGGUCGACUCUAUCCUGGCUGGAAUUGCCACUUUCAGUAGCACGGUCUCCCAAAUAUCUACUCUACACCAACGCUCCCUUGCCACUGUAGUUAGUUCUGAUGACACGUCAACCGAGACAAUAACAGCACUCACACAAUCAGCUCGAUCACAAUCAAAUGAUCUCGCCAGACGUGUCGAACUCUUAUUUGGCUCUAUCUCGAGGGGGUUUGGCGGUACUGAUGCGGAGAAGAGUAUGAGGAGGAACAGGGCGGGGCUUGUGAAGAAGAAGCUGAUGGACACUGUUUCGGAAUUCCAGCAGGUAGAAAAGCAGAAUAGGACAAGGACAAGGGAUCGAGUGGAGAGACAGAUACGAAUAGUGAAACCUGACGCCACCUCCGAAGAGAUCAGUGCAGUCGUGAACAGCGAUGACAAUGCUGCUGCGCAGAUCUUCUCUAUGGCUAACCCUAUCACGGGUCGUUAUUCUGAUUCGCUUGCCAAUUACCAUGAAAUUCAAGGGCGACAAGCUGAACUGAAACGGCUUGAACAGACCAUGGCAGAAUUGGCACAGAUGUUCAUUGACCUCGGGCGACUGGUGGAAGAUCAGGACGAGGCUUUCGACGUUAUCAAUGACAACGCCUCUGACGUCGAGAAGAAUGUCGAGAAAGGUGACGAACAACUGACUACAGCCGUGCGCAUCGCAAGAGCGGUCAGAAAGAAGAAACAGUGGUGUUUCAUCCUUGCAGUCAUUAUCAUCAUCAUCCUUGUGUUCGUUAUACUUUAUGCUACUCAUGUUAUAGGGCCAAAGUAGUAGUUGACCUCGCUGGUCACUUCCGUGUUGUGUGCUGGGGUAUUCGUAGAGAACAUUCAGGACGUUCGCGUUAUGGACUCGGACUGGACUAUGUAGACUAAGGGACCACAUAUACUCGGGAUUGGACCUG